AUGGAUGGCAAAAAUGAUUAUUUCGCGGAAUUCCUCAUCAAGUCGCGUUUGAGCUCGGACGCGUCGAGACACAUUCAAACUCUGCACAGGCACUCGGACAGCAUCAGCAGUACAGCUCAAGCAAGAUAUCCCACAGUCAGCAUGUCCGGAAACGCAGAAUACAAAGAGGCUUUCGCACUCUUCGACAAGCGGGGAAACGGGCAGGUACCCCGGGAAUCCCUUGGCGCACUGUUGCGGUCACUGGGGCAGAACCCUACUCAGGCCGAGGUGGCUCAGCUGGAGCAGAAUGUAUCGACAAAUUUCUCGUAUGACCAAUUCCUCCAGAUCUUGAACCGUCAAGACGGCUGGAAGCCCGCCGGAACAGCAGGCAAGUUGCUUUCAGACGAGUUCAUCAAAGGCUUCCAGGUCUUCGACAAGGCCGGGAACGGCUUUAUUGGCGCCGGAGAGCUGCGAUACGUCUUGACGCAGCUGGGGGAGAAGAUGACGGAUGAGGAGGUCGAUGAGCUGUUGAAGGGGUUCCCAGUGCAGGACGGGCAGAUCAAUUACCACUCUUUCGUCCGCUCUAUCUUGGCUCAAUAG
This is a messenger RNA of Dioszegia hungarica, 579 nucleotides long. RefSeq lists its product as uncharacterized. Bases 1 to 579 code for a protein of 192 amino acids. Gene Ontology annotation, biological process: mitotic actomyosin contractile ring assembly. NCBI's taxonomy places the organism in Eukaryota, Fungi, Basidiomycota, Tremellomycetes, Tremellales, Bulleribasidiaceae. The record is from RefSeq and is a predicted model, not a curated record. The transcript has 7 exons. Gene Ontology annotation, cellular component: myosin II complex. Gene Ontology annotation, molecular function: calcium ion binding.